Molecule: messenger RNA, 2416 nt
Organism: Stylophora pistillata
Lineage: Eukaryota; Metazoa; Cnidaria; Anthozoa; Scleractinia; Pocilloporidae
Biological process (GO): proteolysis
Molecular function (GO): serine-type peptidase activity
Source: RefSeq, a predicted model, not a curated record
AAUUUGCAUGAAGCACAGACAGACGGUUUCACGUUCCUUUCAUUGUAGAAGAUUAUGGCGGGAUCUACUGCGCCGUACGGUUCUUGGGUUAGCCCGAUUGAUAGCGAUGUUGUGAUUAAAGAAUCAAGAUCUCUAAUGGAAGUUAGGAUAGACCCGUUCCAAGAAGACAAAGUCUUCUGGUCAGAGAUGCGGCCAGAGGAAGAUGGAAGAUAUGUCAUCUGUUGCUGGAGUGGGGGACUAGAAUCCAUUACCCCAGAUGGUUUCAGCAGUCGAACACUUGUCCACGAGUAUGGAGGGGGCGCUUUCUUUGUUCACAAGUACCGUAUCUACUUUUCCAAUUUUAAAGAUCAAAGGAUGUACUGCCAGAAGAUAAAGAAAUCUGGAACUGAACCCGUUCCUAUCACUCCAAAGCAUAAAGACUGGAGAUAUGCCGAUGGUGCCAUGUACAAAAAAAACAUAAUUGUUUGUGUACGUGAAGAUCAUGAAGUGCUUACUGAAGGAGCAAAAGAGGCACAAAACACAGUUGUAUCUAUCAAUCGUAAAAAAAAGGAGCAAUUUGUGUUGGUUUCAGGAGCUAAUUUUUAUUCAACUCCAAGGGUAUCCAAAAAUGGCACAAUGGCCUGGGUGCAGUGGAACCACCCAAACAUGCCAUGGGAUGACACUGAGCUUUGGCUAGCAGAAAUAACAUCAGAUGGAGAUUCGCUGAAGGAAGAAACAAAACGAAAGGUAGCAGGGGGACUUGGUAUUAGCGUCAUCCUUCCAAAGUGGUCUCCAGAUGACAAGCUCCUCUACAUCCAUGACAAAACAAACUGGUGGAAUCUCUAUCAGUUGGAUGAUGAUGAGGACAAUGAGACCAGUUUGUGUCCACCGUCUGAAGAGAUUGGUCAGCCAGCCUGGACAUUUGGAGAGAGUCCAUACUCCUGCAGUCCCACCAGCAAUGGUGACAUUCUUAUGAUUCAUGGCUCGGAGCUGGCAUGCCUCAAACCCUCUGGUGAAAAGCAAGUUAUCACAAUCAAAGAGGAUGAUUACAAAUCUUUUGGCAAGUUGGAAUACUCUCCAGAUGGAAAGUAUGCAUACAUGGUGGCAGGGGGUCCACAGACGUUCACAAAGCUCAUAAAAUUGGACCUUAACUCUGGAAAAUCCUCAGUUAUCCGUGAAUCUCACAGUGCAUCUGUUGAUCGUGGGUACUUAAGUGUUCCUCAAGAAGUGAGCUGGGAUACAAGAGAUGGUGCAAAGGCCUAUGGAUAUUACUAUCCUCCUCAGAACAAGGAUUAUCAAGGGCCAGAUGAUGAGAAACCUCCUCUACUUGUGAAGGUUCAUGGUGGACCCACCAGUGCCUGUUCACCAGUACUUGAUCUCAAGAAACAGUAUUUUACAUCGCGAGGCUUUGCAGUGUUGGAUGUCAACUACCGUGGCAGUACAGGAUUUGGCAGAAAAUUCAGGGAUGCUCUUAAAACAAACUGGGGACUGGUAGAUGUUCAAGACUGCUGUGAUGGUGCACUGUAUCUGGCUAGUGAAGGCAAAGUUGAUGGUAAAAGGCUUACAAUUGAUGGUGGCUCUGCAGGCGGCUUUGUUGCAUUAUCUGCCCUUACAUUUCAUAAAGAUUUCAGUGCAGGCACAAGCAAUUAUGGAGUGUCUGACAUCUCAGCCCUUGCAGAGGAUACGCACAAGUUUGAGAGUCACUACACUGAAACACUAGUUGGUCCUUAUCCUGAAGAUAAAGCAACUUAUGAUGAGAGAUCACCAGUAUUUCAUGCAAGCGAGUGUAAGGCUGCUCUGGCAAUGUUUCAAGGCUCUGAGGACAAGAUUGUUCCACCUGAACAGUCUCAAAAGAUGUAUGAUGCAGUCAAGCAUAAUGGGUUCCCUGUGGCAUACAAAGUUUUUGAAGGUGAACAGCAUGGUUUUCGCAAAGCAGAAAACAUCAAAUUCUCUCUUGAUGGAGAAUUUUACUUCUACUCCAAAGUUUUCAAUUUUGAUGCACCUGGCAUUGAUGUGGACCUUGACAUUGAAAACUUACCUGAAGAGGAAAGCUAAGAUUGUGGUAUGAAGGUCUGCUUGGAAAGGGAGAUGCCUCAGGAAAACAAUGAUUGGAUGAUAUGAUGGGUACAAAGCCAGGUUUAGGUGCAGGUCUGAAAGCAGCAGUGGUAUCGUUUGGUUUUCCAUUCUACAUUUUCUUAUGACUUUUUCAAAUACAAGAUUUGUUAGAGGUCAAACUUUUGUAUUCUAUCUAGAACUUGCUUAUUAAAUUCUAGGAGCUCUUCUACCAUUAACAAAGAUGACUUCAUUAGUCCAAAAAGCAUGUUGAGUAAAAUAUGUUUAGCAAGUGCAUUAUGUAUUACUAACAACAUUAGUUUCCAUUAAAACUAACAACACAUUUUGUACUAAAGGUUGCAAUAAAAUUGAAAAGCAAAGGUUC